UCGCAUCAUGACUCUACAUACAUGUCAAGAUAUAUGUAUGCACCCACACAAUCCAAUUGCCGAGGAAAAUCAGACGACUGGCCCUGCUCGCUGCCUUUGUGGGUAUGGUUUGGUGUCAAUGUGAGGGGUUGUUCGGUUACUUGCUCGAGUCGUCCCAUGCGGAAACGUCUCCGCGUCGUGUCAACUCGAUCCCCACUGAAUGUUGGGCGUCGUCAUUCCCCAUCACAUGACAUAAAUAACCAACCAUCAAUCAUGCUCCAUCAAAGUCCGCGAUUGCUGGGCAGACACCUAUUGCGUCCUAGAUAUUAUCAAUGCCUCCUUCGCCCUCAAAUCCAAAGCCGCCAUUUGUCAGUUUCGCGGAGAAAAAGCAACUACGACUCUACAAUCAACAACCUCAAGAUCGGCUCCCACACACGCGUCAUCUUUCAAGGCUUCACCGGCAAACAAGCCACAGCUAACGCUCAAGAGUCGAUUGCAUGGGGCACUAAUAUCGUCGGAGGUGUCAAGCCCGGCGGCUCUGGUGAGCAUCUCGGGCUGCCGGUGCUGCCCUCUGUCAGGAAGGCUAUGGAAGAGUUGAAACCCCAUGCAACGGGAAUAUACGUCGCAGCACAUCAAGCGGCUGCAGCCAUUGAAGAGGCCAUCGAGGCCGAGGUACCGUUGAUUGUUGCAGUCGCUGAACAUAUCCCGUUGCAUGACAUUAUGAGGAUACAUUCCAUGCUGCAGUCACAAUCAAAAAGUAGACUGGUAGGUGCGAAUGCACCAGGAAUCAUUUCGGCCAUUGGUAGAUGUAGAAUCGGGUUUCAACCCCUUCCAACCUUUUCACCUGGUCACAUUGGUAUCGUCGCCAAGUCAGGCACGCUCUCUUAUGAAACCGUGGGCUCUUUAACAAGAGCUGGCUUAGGCCAAAGCUUGUGUAUAGGUAUGGGAGGAGAUGUGAUCGCAGGAACGAACCACGUAGAUGCCUUGAAGGUGUUUGAGACGGAUGAUGAUACAGAAGCCAUCAUCUUGGUUGGUGAACUGGGCGGGACGAGUGAAGAGGAGGCCGCAGAUUGGAUCAGAGACUACAGAAAGAGAGUCAAAAAUCCAAAACCCAUAGCAGCUGUUAUCGGCGGAUUUCAUGUGGCUCCAGAUAUAGUCAUGGGACACGCAGGCGCCUGGACUGGUCUCAAGGAAGGCACAGCAGAGUCCAAAUCCAAAGCAUUGGCAGAUGCUGGAGUAACAAUGGUGGAUCAUCCCGCGAAAUUUGGGAGCGUAAUGAAAGACAUUCUCAAGCAGUCCGGUCGAAACAUCAACAAGAUUGAACUAUCAGCAGCACAAGCUCAACAACGCCGCAGUUAUCACACCGCUUCGCGUUCUCUUCCCCAUAGAAGACCCUUGAACGCCUUCCAACAACAGCGUUCUCUCCAUCUCCCAGCCUCUCAUACAACCUCUCUCCUCCAAAAGUACAACAUCAACAUCACUCCAUCACAAACCCAAUCCCGCGAUUCCAAUCACUUCCUCGGAAUCACCGUUGCACGCUCCGCCCGCUCCCCCAGCAUAAUCGCCGCACCCACAACCCUCCAACUCCCCCACCGCGCUCGCCAUUUCCCCUUCGACUACCGCACCGGGCCAACCCCAUCCGCCAUCGACGCCGCCAUCUCCUGGCUCCAACUCGACGCGGCCCCUCCCAAAUCCAAAGCCCAAGCCGUCAAACUCAUCCACAGCCUCUGGCGCCUCUACACCGAGAACGAAGCCAUCACCGCUACACUGUCCCUCUCGAUCCCGGAAGACACAGAUGAUCUAGCCAUCCACGACCCAUACCUCUUCUUCGACGACGCAGCAUUCAAAUCCAAUGGACGCCACGCCGACCUCCACGCUCUCCGUGACAUGAGCAGCGUCUCGGCGACCGAACUCGAAGCCGAGAAAUCGGGAAUCGUCUACAUCCCUCUAACGACACCUCCACUUUCCCCGGAACCUCAUUCUCAACCCGGAGAAAAAGAAGAACAAGGGAAAUUAAUAGGAACGCUCGUCAACGGCGCUGGAUUAGCAAUGAACACGUUGGACGUCCUCACGCUCCGUCUCCCGCCUUCAACACCCCCGGCCAACUUUUUGGAUACAGGCGGCAAAGCUACCGCUGCUACUAUCUCGACUUCGUUUCGUUUGAUCCUGUCGGAUCCGCGCGUCGCCGUCGUUUUUGUGAAUAUCUUUGGCGGGUUGACGCUGUGCGAUAUGAUUGCCCAAGGCAUCAUUCUCGCGUUCAAAGACGUUGGGGUGAAAAAGCCGGUGGUUGUGAGGUUGAGGGGCACGAAUGAAGAGGCUGGGAGGGAGAUAUUGAGGAAUGCGGUGGGGUUGGAGGGGAAGAUUGUGGCGUGUGAAGAUUUCGAGGAGGCGGUUAGGGAGGUGGGGAGGUUGGCUCGGGAAGAGGGUAGUGAGUAA
Molecule: messenger RNA, 2415 nt
Organism: Periconia digitata
Lineage: Eukaryota; Fungi; Ascomycota; Dothideomycetes; Pleosporales; Periconiaceae
Source: the annotation of a GenBank genome assembly